UUUACAAACAUGGCAGUUGUAAAAUUUUAAGUAUUAUUCUAGAAAAUGAAAAUAUCAAUUUAGAAAACAUCGAUGAAAAAUGUAUCGCCGCCUAGCAUCUAAUCGAAAUACUCUUUGCAAUGGAUUUAUUCCUAUACUGAAGCGGUACGAGCACAAAAUGCCUGAAAGGCUGAAGUCGGUUAUAACAGACAAGGAUCCCGGGUUCUCAGACAUGAUAGCGUACUACUAUCACAAGGCCGCCCAGAUCAUGGAAAAAGAUUUGGUCAAAGAGAUGGACAAGUAUCCUUAUUUCAAGCCCGAGGAGAAGCAGGCACGCGUGAAUGCCAUUUUGAACAUGAUAGGGAGCGUAUCCUCCUCGCUGGAGGUGAACUUUCCUAUUGUAAGAAAGGAUGGUACCUAUGAAAUAAUCAGUGGCUAUCGAGCGCAUCAUGUACGAAAUCGACUGCCUCUCAAGGGUGGAAUUCGCUUUGCUAUGGAUGUGGACGAGCAUGAGGUGAAAGCCUUAGCAGCAAUUAUGACUUUCAAGUGCGCCUGUGUUAAUCUACCCUUUGGUGGAUCCAAAGGAGGAAUUCGUAUCGACCCCAAGAAAUACACGGUUAAAGAAUUGCAGACGAUUACACGUCGAUAUACCAUGGAGCUGUUGAAGCGGAACAUGAUUGGGCCCGGCAUCGAUGUACCCGCCCCAGAUGUUAAUACAAGUCCGCGAGAGAUGGCCUGGAUAGUAGAUCAGUAUAUGAAGACAUUCGGUCAUAAGGAUAUAAAUGCGGCAGCAAUUGUGACAGGAAAACCUGUCCACAUUGGCGGCAUCAAUGGAAGAUUCGCGGCAACUGGCCGAGGAGUAUGGAAAUCAGGCGAGUUGUUCGUGAAAGAUAAAGAGUGGAUGGAUUUAAUUGGAUUUGAGACUGGCUGGGAAGACAAGAAGGUCAUCGUUCAGGGUUUCGGCAAUGUUGGUACUUUUGCCGCCAAGUUUGUCCAUGAAGCAGGCGCCAAAGUAAUUGGCGUUCAGGAGGUUGAUAUGUCUAUAAUUAACGAAGAUGGCAUCGAUAUCAAUGACCUGAUGAAAUAUACUGCGGAAAAGAAAUCCAUAAAGGGCUAUCCAAACGCCCAGGAAACGCAGGAUAAUCUCCUCACUGCAGAGUGCGAUAUAUUGAUGCCAUGUGCUACACAAAAAGUCAUUACCAGUGAGAACGCUGGUGAUAUCAAGGCGAAAUUGAUAUUGGAAGGUGCUAAUGGACCAACUACGCCAGCUGGCGAGCAAAUCUUGCUGGACAAGGGGGUCUUGAUUGUUCCAGAUCUGUAUUGUAAUGCCGGCGGCGUUACUGUAUCCUAUUUUGAGUAUCUAAAAAACAUUAACCAUGUUACAUACGGCAAAAUGUCUUCGAAGAGAUCAUCACAGCUUAUUUUUGAGAUCGUAAACUCUAUCAAUGAAUCAUUUAGUCAAGGGGAUUGUAAUCUCCCCGAGGUCAAGCCAAAUAAACCACUGAAGAAGAUUCGGGACUGCACUCAUGAGGCUGACAUUGUAGACGCGGCUCUACAAACAAUUAUGGAAGCUUCGGUCAUUGGUAUCAAGGCUGCAGCUCACAAAUUCGAGCUGCGCAACGACUUACGAACUGCUGCAUAUAUCUGGUCGAUAUUUAAAAUUUUCCGCGCUUUGGAGAGCUCCGGCAUAUCGCAGCAGUAAAAAUUGAGUUCUUUUUUUAUUUAACCCGAAAAUUAAAAUGAAAAUGUUAUUCUUUUAAUAUUUAACCAUUGUGAGCUCAUCUAA
Messenger RNA from Drosophila novamexicana, 1765 nucleotides. RefSeq names its product glutamate dehydrogenase, mitochondrial-like. Gene Ontology annotation, cellular component: mitochondrion. Lineage: Eukaryota; Metazoa; Arthropoda; Insecta; Diptera; Drosophilidae. The record is from RefSeq and is a predicted model, not a curated record. Gene Ontology annotation, biological process: L-glutamate catabolic process. Gene Ontology annotation, molecular function: L-glutamate dehydrogenase (NAD+) activity. Bases 80 to 1681 code for a protein of 533 amino acids. The transcript is spliced from 4 exons.